GCUUGAAAACAUCGACUGGACUGGAGUGCGGGAAGAGGGAGAAGAAUCCUGCGUGCCUUCGACGCGGAGGAGUGGGUCGCGGAGUGGCCGCGGGUGCAGGCAAGGGGACACAGCGUAAUAGCUCCAAAUGAGGAGAUGCCACAUUUUGGAAAAAUUGUUGUUAUUAAAAGGAAUGGGUCUGAUGGAACUCAUUUUCCACUGACUGUAAAUUCUUGUACAUUUGGAAGGAGAAAAGAAUGCGACAUUAGAAUCCAGCUGCCUCUGGUUUCCAAAGAACACUGUAAAAUUGAAGUUAAUGAGAAUAAAGAGGCAAUAUUGAUUAAUUUAAGUACCGUGAAUCCAACUCAACUGAAUGGGAGGGACUUUCAGCAACCUGUAUACUUAAAACAUGGGGAUGUACUGACUAUUAUUGAUCGUUCUUUCAGGUUUGAAUAUCCACCUCCACCACCUGCAACAAAGAGGAUUUCCAGAUCCGAAGAGAAAGAAACUUUGCAGGUUCUUCAGGUUCAGCAGAUAGAACAAGAGAAGCUGCACCCUCAGAAUUCAGACUAUAAAAGUCUUCACAUUUCUGAUGAGAAACUUGAGUGGGAAGGUCAAAAAGCCAGUGGAAGUGAUGAGCAAAGAGGUCAAGAAGAUACUACCAGACAAAAUGGCCCAAAUGAAUCUACAUAUAAAAUACACAGAUCAGGCAGAAAAAAUAUGGCUUCUUUUAGCUCACUUUAUGAAUUCAUGAAGCAUGAAGUUGAUACGAAACCCACAGAAGAUCACUUCAGUAGUAAGAUCGCCAUACAGGAAAAAGUGGAAUAUUUGCCUCAAAAUGACAGCAUUUGUAUUGCUGCAUCUAAUAGUCAAUACAGGAUAUCUCCAUCUGAUCAAACAGUUCAGACUGAGGACUUUGAAAAAGUAGCUGUAGAGAAUGUUGAACUGCCUACAGAUACUGAAAACCAAGGAAUAAACAUGAUGAUAUCCAAUCCAAUGUUUGUUGAAGAGAACAGUGCCAGAGUUCUUCAAACCUAUGCUGCAAAAGACAGACAAGGAUGUGAAGAAACAAAUCUAUUAAAUUUUCAGAAUGUUGGAGAAAAUGAAGUAGAAAAUUCUGAAGUCCUUAAAAGUACUGAUGAAGCAAACAAACAAAGUUCAGAACAUUUAUCUGCAUCAUGUUGCAUUGUAGCCUUGGAAUAUAAAAAUAAAGCAAGUCAUCCUAAAAGAUCAAUAAGUCCAUCAAUAGAGACAGCCAAUGCAGAAGUAAAUACUAACUUAAGAAAUACAUUUGGCUCUGUAGAAAGUGUUUUACCUAGGCCAAAAAUUGAGGGAGAAAGUGUUGAAACUUGUUCUUUUCCAUGUUUGAGACAGGCCAGUGGUAUACUACAGACUGAUUUAGAUACCUCCUUAAGGCUGAAAAGCACUGCAGAAAUUUCUAGUGAAACUGAGGGCAUAAUGCUUGUAACGACUGGGUCUGAUGUUUUGAUGGAAAAUAAAUAUUUGAAAACAAACAAGAGAAAUAUGUUGGUGAAUACGGAACUGUCUUUAGAUGCACAGAUUCUGGAAGAAACAAAAAUGGAAAGUGAUGCACUAAAAGAUGGACAUUUUGAAACAGUUGCUUGCUUGGUUAACCAUAGUAACAGUAAAAGUCCUAGAAGGAGUGCUAGACAAAGAAGAGAUUUUUCCAGUGUGGGUUCUUUUACAGAGAAGAUAAUCAUGGAAGAAUCGUUAGUAACUGCUAGAGACGUGUCACCUUUAAAAGGGGUUCCAGAAGAAAAUAUGAAAUGCUGGCCCCAGGAGAAUGAUGGCAAUAUAGAGGAAAGACUAACCCCAAAAAGCUUUGAAGAUAAUUUUGUAAUGAAAAGUACAGCAGGAUCUUCAUACUUACCUGAAAGCCCUGUCCAAAUGCCAGAUGAGGAACAUAAUAUUUCAGAAAUGAACGUGUCAAGCCAGUGUAGUAAAAAUAAAGAAUCAGAAGUGCAGAAAUCACAUCAAAAGCGUAAAGGUGGAGAACUUGACUUGUCAGUUCAGCCUCUUGGAAAAAGAAAGAGAGUGUCCUUUGGUGGUCACCUGAGUCCUGAAUUAUUUGAUAAGCGUUUACCUCCUAACUCACCACUCAAAAGAGGUGCAAUUCCAGCAAGAUUUAGUCUGCCAUUUGGAAUCUCACCUCGAGCAGUUUUAAAAAAAGCUUCAGGCUUUAGCCAAUUUAAAAUCAAGAAUUUCUCUGGAAAAGAUCAGCAGAACAAUACUUUACUGAAAACGGAACCUCCGGUGGCCUCUCCCCCUGCCCGCAGGUCCCUGAUGGCCUCGUCCCCUGCAGCCUCUCCCCGUAUAAGAGGACGGUUCUCUAUUUCUCGUGUUAAUGUUCCAUCUGAACAUGUUCCAUCUUCAGAAGAACAGACUGCUCUCACAGAACAAAUGGAUGUAAAUAAAGAAAUAAAUACACCUGAACCUUCUGUCCAAGAAUCCCAAACCGUUCAGUCAGUAAGAAGAAGCAGAACGUUUGUUCCCAAAAGAAGUUCCUUGUGUAGGAGAAGUGGUGCUGUGGAUGCUCUUCGUGUUAAAAGACAAAGUGGUGCUUCUGAAGCCAAUUUGAUAGUUUCACGGUCUUGGGCUGAAGUUGUAAAACAGGGUGUUCUAAAAUCACACCCAAAGACUACUUCUAAACAUGACUUUAAAGGAAGACCGGCUAAGAAAAUGCCUACAAAAGCAUCAAAGAACAAUGUUUCUUCUUUAAAAACACCAACAAGAAGAAUCAAGGGAUACUUUCCUACAGGCCAUGCAAAUUCUCCUGCUCCUAUUGUUGUUGGAAAAGCACAUACUAGUACAGUAAAUAUAACUGCACAAGUUCCUAAAGUGAUGUUCAACUAUACUUUGAAGCAGCAAGACACCAAUGAAAGUUUUACAGGGAUGACUGAAUUGUUCCAUACUCCACUGAACUGGAAGCAUGGCAGAUCUCUAUCUUCUGCACAAAAGUCUACUAUGGUAGCACCAGAAGAAGCCUCAGAAAUUCACACCCCAGAGGAAUCUGGUAUGAUGGCAGUGUCUCCUUCAGAUCUAUCAGUCUUGGAAAUAUAUGAUGAUCAAGAUGUUGAAUCCCUCAUCUUGAGAAAAGUAUCUCAGAUUUCUACUCCUGGUCAAGAUAAAAUAAAGAUUCCCAGAGGAGAGAAUUCUGCAUUAUAUGAGAUUGUAGGGGGAAAUAGCUCACUCAUAAAAAGUGAAACUGUGGAAAUGGAAAAAGUAUCAAAAGAUACAAAGCCUGUCAAGGCGCUGUCAGGAGUCAAGAGGCUCAUGAAGACCCCCAAGCAAAAGCCACAGCCUGUCGAGGCGCUGUCAGGAGUCAAGAGGCUCAUGAAGACCCCCAAGCAAAAGUCACAGCCUGUCGAGGCGCUGUCAGGAGUCAAGAGGCUCAUGAAGACCCCCAAGCAAAAGCCACAGCCUGUCGAGGCACUGUCAGGAGUCAAGAGGCUCAUGAAGACCCCCAAGCAAAAGCCACAGCCUGUCGAUGCACUGUCAGGAGUCAAGAGGCUCAUGAAGACCCCCAAGCAAAAGCCACAGCCUGUUGAGGCGCUGUCAGGAGUCAAGAGGCUCAUGAAGACCCCCAAGCAAAAGUCACAGCCUGUCGAGGCGCUGUCAGGAGUCAAGAGGCUCAUGAAGACCCCCAAGCAAAAGCCACAGCCUGUCGAGGCGCUGUCAGGAGUCAAGAGACUCAUGAAGACCCCCAAGCAAAAGCCACAGCCUGUCGAGGCACUGUCAGGAGUCAAGAGGCUCAUGAAGACACCUAAGCGCCAAGUAGACACUGUUGAGGAAGACAUUUGCUCCAAACAUUUGAAUAGUCCAAAAGAAUUAUUGGGUUUUAAUCAUGUUGCAGAAGCACCAAAGAAAAAGAUACGGGUCUUGGCAGAUAAGGAAGGGAUUCAAAGGCUGAGGAUAUCUAAGCAAAAAUUUGAACCCAUGGAAGAUAUGAUUGGUAUUUCCAGAAUACUGAAGACACCAAGGCAAAAAUUUAUGCCAGUUGAUGACUAUUUAGGAUUGCAAAAACUUAUGGCUGAACCUAAACAGAAUUCUCUUAGUGCUGAAAUAGACUAUACAGGUGUUCAAGAACUGUUGGGCCCUGAAGAUGGAUGUCUGGUCCAAUUAACAGAAUAUGUGGAUGAGUCACGUGAAAAUUCCAGCAGUGGAUUUGGGUACAGAGGAGAUGUGCCCAAAAGAGAACAACCUCAGCAAGUAAUAGGACUGGAAGGUUCAUUUGAAAGAAAAUCUCCAACUUUAAUGCCAAGGAGGCCUGAUGAUGAUCAUGAUGAAUUAGAAGAUUACUUGGAACAAGUUUCAUGUAGCUCACAUAACAGAUUAACAGGGGCAGAUUUAGCAAGUAUUGUAACAGCCUCUUAUGUACCAAAAAAGUAUGAGUCAGAUGGAAUGGAUCUCCAAAAUGAAGCUAUGAUUGAUCUUAUUAAAGAACCAUCUACAAGGCAAGGCGCUUCAAUGGAAAUAAAUGAACCUUUGGCUUCAGCCAAAAAACCUAGACAAAUGAAUGUUAGUAAAUCUAGUUUUACAGAAGAACAUGAUAAAAGUUGGACACAGAGGCAGACAAGAAACAGCAACAGAGGAAAAUUAGCUAACUGUACACAAACAAAUGAAAAUUUUGAUCAGGUUACUGAAAUAAAUCCAACAAAAGACUCUGAAAGCAGCCCCCUAGUACUUGAAACUGAAACAACAGAAACAUUAAGAGGAAACUCUAGAAAAUAUUUAAUUGAAACAAAUGGGAAUAUGGACUUCAGUGACAUAAGACAUACUCAAGAACUAUUGGGACUUUCAAAGGAAAUGUCAGUCAAUGCAGAAGAAAACGCAGCAACCCAUGAACAGGCAAAUCAAUUAAUUUCAAAAAUGUCUUUAAGACCUAAAAAUCAGAAAAAUAAAGAUGAACCAAAGUCUGAACUUACAAAAAUUAAUUCUCAAGAGAAAAUGCAAAGCCCGGAUAUUGAAACCUCAACGAGAAAAUCUGGAAAUCAGCUACUUAAAAAAAAUUCAAGAAUGGCUACCCCAGUAGAAACAAAACUAGAAACAAUAAAUACAUCACUUGACGGUGAAAGAGACACAUCACAUAAAACAUGUAAAAUGGAAAAUUUGGGGAAUCAUCCAUCAGAAAUGAAGGAAGGUACAAUAAGAGGAAAGGGGAGAAAGGUUCAUUUCCAAAAGGUACCCUUGGACAAUACUGGGGCUUCUGUAGAGCACAUGCUACCCAAAAGGCAAAUGGUGGCAAGAGGGAACCUGCCUCAAAGAGGCAGAAAUAAGAGAAAAGGUUGUGAUGAACAACCCAUAGAAAAUAAAAAUAUAGAGAUUUCUGAUACUGAAAACCAAGAUAUGGUUGUAGAAAAUACUUUUUCUGCAAAAGAGAACCAACUGAAAAAGGGUAGAGGGAGAAAGGUUACUCCUAUAUCUCUUACUAUUCAUAAAGAGGAUCCAUCAACAGGCUGCUUAGACUUCACUCAGAGAAAGUCUUUGCAGGAUACUCUAAAUGAAGAGAAUUCUAAGAAAGCCCAGAAGGAGGUACCCUUGAACAAUACUGAGGUUUCUGCAGAGCACGUGCUACCAAAAAGGCAAAAGGUGGCAAGAGGAAAUCUGCCUCGCAGAGGCAGAAGUAAGCAAGUAGGUUCUGAUGAACAACCCACAGCAAAUGAAAGUAAAGAGACUCCUGUUGUUGAAAAUCAAGAUAUGGUUGUAGAAAAUACUUUCUCUGCAAAAGAGAACCAACCAAAAAGGGGUAGAGGAAGAAAAGCUGCCUCAGUAUCCCAAACACUGGGAAGCCUUUCUGUUCCUGACGAGGACCCGUCAACUGCCAGCUCAGGUUUCGCUCAAGGAAAGUCUUUGCAGGAUACUCUAAAUGAAGAGAAUUCUAAGAAAGCCCAGAAGGAGGUACCCUUGAACAAUACUGAGGUUUCUGCAGAGCACGUGCUACCAAAAAGGCAAAAGGUGGCAAGAGGAAAUCUGCCUCGCAGAGGCAGAAGUAAGCAAGUAGGUUCUGAUGAACAACCCACAGCAAAUGAAAGUAAAGAGACUCCUGUUGUUGAAAAUCAAGAUAUGGUUGUAGAAAAUACUUUCUCUGCAAAAGAGAACCAACCAAAAAGGGGUAGAGGAAGAAAAGCUGCCUCAGUAUCCCAAACACUGGGAAGCCUUUCUGUUCCUGACGAGGACCCGUCAACUGCCAGCUCAGGUUUCGCUCAAGGAAAGUGUUUGCAGGAUACUCCAAAAGAAGAGAAUUCUAAGGAAGCCCAGAAGGAGGUACCCUUGAACAAUAGUGAGGUUUCUGCAGAGCACAUGCUCCCAAAAAGGCAAAAGAUGGUAAGAGGAAAUCUGCCUCGCAGAGGCAGAAGUAAGCAAGUAGGUUCUGAUGAACAACCCACAGCAAAUGAAAGUAAAGAGACUCCUGUUGUUGAAAAUCAAGAUAUGGUUGUAGAAAAUACUUUCUCUGCAAAAGAGAACCAACCAAAAAGGGGUAGAGGAAGAAAAGCUGCCUCUGUAUCCCAAACACUGGGAAGCCUUUCUGUUCCUGACGAGGACCCGUCAACUGCCAGCUCAGGUUUCGCUCAAGGAAAGUGUUUGCAGGAUACUCCAAAAGAAGAGAAUUCUAAGGAAGCCCAGAAGGAGGUACCCUUGAACAAUAUUGAGGUUUCUGCAGAGCACAUGCUCCCAAAAAGGCAAAAGAUGGUAAGAGGAAAUCUGCCUCGCAGAGGCAGAAGUAAGCAAGUAGGUUCUGAUGAACAACCCACAGCAAAUGAAAGUAAAGAGACUCCUGUUGUUGAAAAUCAAGAUAUGGUUGUAGAAAAUACUUUCUCUGCAAAAGAGAACCAACCACAAAGGGGUAGAGGAAGAAAAGCUGCCUCUGUAUCCCAAACACUGGGAAGCCUUUCUGUUCCUGACGAGGACCCGUCAACUGCCAGCUCAGGUUUCGCUCAAGGAAAGUGUUUGCAGGAUACUCCAAAAGAAGAGAAUUCUAAGGAAGCCCAGAAGGAGGUACCCUUGAACAAUACUGAGGUUUCUGCAGAGCACAUGCUCCCAAAAAGGCAAAAGAUAGUAAGAGGAAAUCUGCCUCGCAGAGGCAGAAGUAAGCAAGUAGGUUCUGAUGAACAACCCACAGCAAAUGAAAGUAAAGAGACUCCUGUUGUUGAAAAUCAAGAUAUGGUUGUAGAAAAUACUUUCUCUGCAAAAGAGAACCAACCAAAAAGGGGUAGAGGAAGAAAAGCUGCCUCUGUAUCCCAAACACUGGGAAGCCUUUCUGUUCCUGAAGAGGACCCGUCAACUGCCAGCUCAGGUUUCGCUCAAGGAAAGUGUUUGCAGGAUACUCCAAAAGAAGAGAAUUCUAAGGAAGCCCAGAAGGAGGUACCCUUGAACAAUACUGAGGUUUUCGCAGAGCACGUGCUACCAAAAAGGCAAAACUUGGCAAGAGGAAAUCUGCCUCGCAGAGGCAGAAGUAAGCAAGUAGGUUCUGAUGAACAACCCACAGCAAAUGAAAGUAAAGAGACUCCUGUUGUUGAAAAUCAAGAUAUGGUUGUAGAAAAUACUUUCUCUGCAAAAGAGAACCAACCAAAAAGGGGUAGAGGAAGAAAAGCUGCCUCUGUAUCCCAAACACUGGGAAGCCUUUCUGUUCCUGACGAGGACCCGUCAACUGCCAGCUCAGGUUUCACUCAAGGAAAGUGUUUGCAGGAUACUCCAAAAGAAGAGAAUUCUAAGGAAGCCCAGAAGGAGGUACCCUUGAACAAUAGUGAGGUUUCUGCAGAGCACAUGCUCCCAAAAAGGCAAAAGAUGGUAAGAGGAAAUCUGCCUCGCAGAGGCAGAAGUAAGCAAGUAGGUUCUGAUGAACAACCCACAGCAAAUGAAAGUAAAGAGACUCCUGUUGUUGAAAAUCAAGAUAUGGUUGUAGAAAAUACUGUAAAAGAGAAUCAGCCAAAAAGGGGUAGAGGGAAACAGGUUACCUUCAUAAUCCCAAACCUUUUUCCUUCCAUUGGAAAUGACAAUGUCCUACUGUCAAACAAAGACAAAAGUGCAGCAGAAGAGCAAAAUACUUUAGAAAUGGCAACUACUGCAAACGAAAAUUUGUUAAGUAGAGGCAGAAGUAGAAAAAGAGUAAAUACGCUUUCAGCAAGUUCAAUUCCUGGCAGUAAAAAACCUAGAGUAGUCAAUAACGCUAAUCUGGAAGAAAUGGCCACUGUUUUAAAACAUGUUACAAAAGAACAUGUAUCCAAAACAAGCAGAAAAAAACCACCUGCUUAUGAAGCUUUAAUAGAAAGUAAGAGCCCACGAAGUGAUACUGGUAACAAGCCAACAGCCAUAAAAGACAAGAAGGUGCCUGCAGAUUCUCUUUUUGAAAAUCAGGCAAAGAGCAGUAGAGGGAAAAAGAUAAUUCUGGCAUUGCAGACGCCUAGUUCUCCUUCCCUCAAAAUAAGCAUAACUUUACCUUCAUCAGAUAAAAAUAAAACUGCCAUUGAAAAUCAAAACUUGUUUAUAGAAAAUAAUGGAAAAGAGAAUUUAGCAAUACGCAGCAGAAGAAAUAAGAAAAUGGUAUCUCAUUCCACAUGUGUCAGAAGAAAAUGCAAACCUCAUGAAGAGGAGGAUGAGUGUCAGGAAAAACAAAAUGCAAAUUCAGAAAGGAUAGGUUUAUCAAAUAACAAGCAGAGCAGAAGGGGAAUGAGAAAGGGGGAUAAUUCUGAAACAACCUUUUUCAAAGAAAAAUGUGGUGUGCCUGAAAGUAGUGAUGCUUUUUCUAAGAGUCAACAAGUGAUGCUGACAAAUACUGUUUCUGGGAUGGCAGACGCCUCACAGGGUAGGAGAAAGAGAAUCCAUAACGGAAAAAACUUUCUAAAACACAGUGAUCAGAAGAAUGAUUUGGAAAUCACACUCUCCCAGGGAAAAGAAAAUUCAUCUAAACAGGGAAGACGGAAACGGGUCAGCAGUGAGCCAGAAAUUCAGGUUACUACUGCUGGCAUGAAGAACUGUUUCUUUGCAGAAAACACAUCAGUCCCAGAAACAGAGAAUACUGGAAGUACACCACAGAGAGGAAGAAGGAAAAAAAUUAAAGAGUGCGCCUCAGCUACCACUGAGUCUACUAUAGAAACAAAAGGCAUGGCAAAAGCAAGCAGAAGAACAAGAAAACAAAUAUUGUAAUAUUUGAGAGUGGACUGUGUAAUUUUUCUUCAGAGUAAAUGGCUAUAUUUUGGGGAGUGGGUUGUGUGUGGUGCAGUUACUUUGUGUUAAAUUUAAAAUUUGUUAAUCUUCUAAUUUUUUUGUUUGACUUUAAACAAUACAUUUAUAUAAUAAAAGUAUUUUUAAUUAUC
Molecule: messenger RNA, 9314 nt
Organism: Eublepharis macularius
Lineage: Eukaryota; Metazoa; Chordata; Lepidosauria; Squamata; Eublepharidae
Gene: MKI67
Product: marker of proliferation Ki-67
Exons: 16
Coding region: 136-9144 (3002 amino acids)
Biological process (GO): regulation of mitotic nuclear division; regulation of chromosome segregation
Cellular component (GO): nucleus; chromosome
Molecular function (GO): protein binding
Source: RefSeq, a predicted model, not a curated record